UAUAAGUACAAGAAAAAGUAUCCAGAGAAUAUUGUAUUAGAUCCAGUGAGUGAUUUUGGUCAGCUGAAGCGCCAGAAAAUAAAAUUAUAGUUUAAUUAGAGAGACUGUAUAAUUUUACGAUGAAAAUUGUCGUAGUUGGUAGUUCACACGUUCGUAGAUUGGGAACUUUUAUUUAUGAUCGACCUGCAUUAUAUAAUUUCAACUUGAUGAAGUGUGAGGUAAAAUGUCUUGGGAUCGGCGGCGGAAAAGUUCAAAUUCAGAUCAUGUGCAAACUAUUUUGUCUUUCAUAGAGAAAAAUCGUCCAGAACAUGUAAUUGUUCACAUUAGUGGUAACGAUUUGGAUAUAUUAGGAGCCUCAGAAGAUACGACAGAGGAAUUGGGGUUACGGCUGAUUUUAUUAUCCCAAACAUUGACAACCCGAUUUGAGAUUAAGUCAGUAACACACAAUAUGCCAACUUCUACCAAGAGAAUCGACACGAGUCAUUGCAUCAAAUGUGUAUAAUGAUUUAGUUAUUAAGACUGACAGAUUUUUGAAAGCACAAAUAAAGGACCAACCACAUUGUCGUUACUGGAAAAUAACAGGGGUGAAAAUUCGGAUCGCAAUAACUAUGUUGAUGGUGUUCACUUUAACUAUGAUGUUGGCAUGCCAAAAUAUUUUCGAAAUAUAAGAGGGUCAAUUAUUCAAGCUAUGAAAUAAAGAAAGUUAAUAGCACAACCGUUUUAUCAGAAAUGCCAUCCAAAGAACCAAAAAGAUGUAAUCGUAAACGGAAAAGCACACAGAGGCUUGGAGAAGUUAUUGAAAACCUAGGCAGUUCAGAUUUGGGACUGGGUGUAUCUAUAGACAAUUCUGUACCAAGCUCUUCAAAUCCAAAUAUUAAUUCCGGCCAGCUGUCAGCUGAUAAUUCACCUGUACAGUCCAAUCCAAUUGAUCCAAAUACGUAUAGUGAUGACAAAAUUCUGAGAAUAUUGACGGUCGCAACUCCAAUUAUCACCCAAACAGUAGUUACAAUACCCAAAAGCACUGGUGUUAUUCAAGGCAGGAAUGUAAACUCACCAGAUCCAACUUUGAUACCAACACACCAAUGUGUUAAUUCCAUUUGUCCACCAAGGCAAGAUACCACUACAUGUAAUACAACAGAGAUGACGACAUCAUCCCAGUCCCACUCAACAAAUAUUAUUGAUAAACAAUCAUCUGAGAGCAGUCAUCCGUUCUGCUCAAAUGUGAUUAGCAGAAGCGGUCAACAGUGUUUCAUGCCAACUGAAGGAUCUCCGAGUCAACAGGUGGUGAACCAUCUUCUACAGGGCACUCCAAACACAGGUACAUGUUCAAACGAGUUAGGAGGCCAGGGUUUAUCACGCCCACUGGCUUUGGGUGUGGACCCAAAACUGAAAGCUGAUAUUUGGUCUAACAAAUACAUUAAUCUGGAGGAUUUCUUGAAAUCCGAAUCCAGAGUUGUUAGUAUGUUCCAAUAGAGAAAGAUGAUUGUUUAACAUUUGUUAAAAAUAGUAGUAGUAAGGCAAAAAUUGAGUCAAUGGCACAGUGGCAUGAAGCUUUUCGCAUUUAUGGGGCAAUUUAUUUUGAAAAAUACCCUACUGAAUCCCCGAAGCUGAUGAAAUAUGCGACUAUCAUUGCAAACUUGGCAGAAAAAGCUGGAAUUGAGGCUGCAUUUUUUUUUAUGAUCAAGCAUAUAGGUAGUGGAGGGAAGUAGACCCUUUGCACUUACCAUGGGAUGGUGUAAAUGGGG
Messenger RNA from Mytilus trossulus (common blue mussel), 1745 nucleotides. RefSeq lists its product as uncharacterized. The record is from RefSeq and is a predicted model, not a curated record. Lineage: Eukaryota; Metazoa; Mollusca; Bivalvia; Mytilida; Mytilidae. Bases 730 to 1473 code for a protein of 247 amino acids. The transcript has 2 exons.